Carassius gibelio (silver crucian carp) is the source of this 4624-nucleotide messenger RNA. RefSeq names its product forkhead box O1 b (gene foxo1b). The transcript has 3 exons. The record is from RefSeq and is a predicted model, not a curated record. NCBI's taxonomy places the organism in Eukaryota, Metazoa, Chordata, Actinopteri, Cypriniformes, Cyprinidae. Gene Ontology annotation, biological process: regulation of transcription by RNA polymerase II. Gene Ontology annotation, molecular function: DNA-binding transcription factor activity, RNA polymerase II-specific; RNA polymerase II cis-regulatory region sequence-specific DNA binding. Gene Ontology annotation, cellular component: nucleus. Bases 196 to 2097 code for a protein of 633 amino acids.
UCAUUUCAUUUAAAACCGCGUUAGGCAUGGUACGAGCCACACAUCGCUGAGUUUCACUGCGCGAACAGACCCACGGCUUUACUGUCAGUCAGCUCUGAUCAUGUGCGAUUGUUAGAGAGAGCAAACUAGACAAAAUCUCAACUGCACUUAUCCUCUGUUUAAGGACAGCCGGCUGACUUCGGCUUUGAUUUUGUGAUGGCAGAACCGCAGCAACAGCUGGUUGACAUCGACCCGGAUUUUGAGCCUCUCUCCCGGCCGCGCUCAUGCACCUGGCCGCUGCACCGACCGGAGUUCAGCGAGCCGGGGAGCUCCAACACCUCCUCCCCGGCACCGUCCGUCAAGCCGGAGCAAGGUAUAGUGGACUUUAUCAGCAGCCUAAGUUUACUAGAAGAAACCGAGGACUACCAGGAGGAGAAACCCGUCCUUUUGAACGACUUCCACUGCCAGGACAACUGCGUUCAUCCACAGCAACAGCAUCCCCAGCAGCCGAAUCCCCAGCUGACGCACCUGCAACAGGUGCCGCCGCUCCCAGCCCCUGCCAGCAGCUCCAGCCCUGCAGCGGCCCAGAGGAAGAGCAGCUCGUCUCGCAGGAACGCGUGGGGGAAUAUGUCAUACGCUGACCUCAUCACCAAGGCGAUCGAGAGCUCCCCUGAGAAGCGGCUCACCCUGUCUCAGAUCUACGAGUGGAUGGUGAAGAGCGUGCCUUACUUCAAAGAUAAGGGCGACAGCAACAGCUCAGCCGGCUGGAAGAACUCAAUCAGACACAACCUGUCCUUGCACAGUCGUUUCGUGCGCGUCCAGAAUGAAGGAACGGGGAAGAGCUCGUGGUGGAUGCUGAACCCUGAGGGGGGAAAGAGUGGCAAGUCUCCACGCCGGAGAGCCACUUCCAUGGACAACAACAGCAAGUUCACGAAGAGCCGCGGACGAGCAGCCAAGAAAAAGAUGUCGAUGCAGGGUGGACUGGAUGGUGGUUCUAACAGUCCUGGUUCUCAGUACCCAAAAUGGCUCGGCAGCCCCAACUCUCACAGCAAUGAAGACUUUGAACCCUGGACCACCUUUCGAACCCGUGCCAGCUCUGAUGCCAGUACGCUCAGCGGCCGUCGCUCACCCUUCCUGCCUGAGGAGGAUGAGGCUGGUGAGGUUCCCAUCGGGUACCCAGGCACCAAACUGGGUGGCCCUCUCCCCAGCCUGUCCGAAGUGGCGGGUCACCACGGUUCUGAGAACGUGAUGAUGGACAAUCUCUUAGACAACCUCAACCUCAUCUCAACCAAAAAUAACACCCAGGCAAGCCAAGAGACCCAAACUGCGUUGUCUUCUCCCAUGAUGCAAGGUAGCCCUGGGUACCCAUCUUACAACUCUCCCAGUAUGGGUCCUCAGCCCCAAGUCCAACAGGACUACCGGAGGUGCCUGUAUGGACAGGCCAGGAUGGGUGGACAGAAUCCCAUCGCCAUACCUACUUUAUCAGACAGUCAACCAGGAGGCUACGGACCCUUCGUGGGUCAGUACAACUGUGCCGCAGGGCUGCUCAAAGAGCUGCUGACCGCAGAAGCCGAUCCGAGAAGGGACAUGAUGCAGCCUUUAGAGUCAGUGGGGUCUGGAGAAGGGAGACGGGUGCUACCUAGCUAUGCUGGUCAGGGACAAAUGGCACAGGGGGGUAAAAUGAUCACGCAUCCUCACCUACAUGGACACUCGCGCUCACUUCAUCAGUUGCCCUCACCAGCAAUGGGCAUGAACGGCUGUGCCCUGUUGCCACACGGGCAUCCUGUUCGCCUCGGUAACAUGAAGCUACAGCCACACCUGCCUCAUCAUGCUCAACUGGGUAGAGGCGGAGGUGAAGCCAGGAUGCCAAAUUACACCAAUGGCAACGGUUUCCACAGGCACGGACCGGGUCCUCACCACCAUCACAGCCACCCGGAGCGGCUGCCCAGUGACUUAGAUGACAUGUCGAUCGAGCAGCUGGAGUGUGACGUAGAAACCGUCCUUCACGACACACUCAUGGACGGUGAUGCUCUGGAUUUCAACUUCGACCCCAUGAGCAGUCAACAGAGUUUCCCACAUGGAGUCAAGACCAACACGCAUAGCUGGGUAUCGGGAUAAACACAUUAUUUACUCAAACACAUACACGUUGGUGAGGCAGGCUGUUUUUGAUUUAUAAUAUGAACAAACAAGUGUGUGUGAAUAUAUAUAUAUAUAUAUGUAAAUAUGUCAUAGACAUAAAGCAGGUCAAUCAACAGUUGACUAAAGCGACUGAAUGCUGUAGGUCAUACCAAAAGGCUACACAUACAAGAGAGAUCCCGAGCUUACAUUUCCUUCCCAUCUCCAAGGACUCAAUUAUUAAAAGUCUAAAAUAAAACAACUAUGAGUGAAAAUAAAACAGAAGUAAAAUAAAUAAAUAGAUUUUUGGCAUCACUGAAGCCCAUCAAAUUUAGUUGACGUAAUUGUGUCGGUCUUUUAAUUCUUUGUUUAUUUCUCACAGUUUUGAAUUUAUUUCUCACAAUUGCAACUUUAUUUCUCCUGUUGUGACUAUACAGUAUAUCGGGCAUUUACAAUUUUAUUUCUCUGAAUUCUGACUUUGUAAAUCCAUAUAAAAUAGAAAAAUUCCUGACAUGUCAGAUGUUAUUUUAAUUCACUAUUGUAGCUUUCUCUGUCCUCUCUCUCUCUCUCUCUCUCUCAAGUAUGUGCAUGCACCUCAUGAACUGUUUACCUCAGUCAGAACUUCUGCAACCAAUCAGCAGAGGCCAGUGAAUGGUCAUUAUUUACUGAUUUACAGUACAUUGUUCCAGUAGACUCCAUGAUUGUCGGGAAUCAUCAUAAUCUGCUUUUUGCUUGCGGUUAGUCAGAGUGUAAAUAUUGAAGCUGGCUAAUCAAAAAUAGUCACGUCAAACACUCACAGACAUUUGAGAUUGUUUUGUAUAGUUUUGCCUAUUUGGCCUUUCAACUUGGCACUGUAAGUCACUAAAAUGAAUUCAGGACAGAUGCUUGUGUCAUUUAAAAACUGGAGUGCUGUAUAAUGUCUGUUGUAGUGUACAUUACAGUUAUCUUUGUCAUUUCAGGGUGCUGAAUGAAUGUGUUUUGUAAAGAGAUGUAUAUUUUUGUUGUACUGAUGGGAUGGUUAAUGAAGUGUUUAUAUUUGUACAUUUGUAAGCUCCUUACAGGUCAUUUUAAAUGCUCUUCAAUAACCCCUCCCAACUUAUAAAUGUCAAAAAAGUCCUUUAUUGUGGCCUUGUUUGCUGUAUAUAUAACAUAGAUUUUCUCAAACUAUAUAAUGUUAUGUAUUUUGUGCCUUCCCCUCUUGCAACCUGGCAUUGGAUGAUGUGAUGAUUUCUCAUCAGUUUCUGAUUUUAAAUUCACCAUUUUUUAAUGUCAGUUUGGUAUAACCGUCCUGAGAUAAUGCAAAAAGUCUUCAUAUUAAAACCCCAUUGACUUUUUUGAAUUACAUGAGAAUGUAAGUUCAAAUAUAACCCCCAAAAAAACCGCAUGAUAUUCAUGAUUCAAACAUUCAUAUUUGAAUAAUGAUAAUAACAAUAAUCAUUUUUACCUCGGACAAUGUAUUUGAAAACAUACUAUUUUUCUUUCUUUUCCCACAAAUUCUUGUAUUUUAAAAUGGAACUCUAAAAUCCAUAUAUCUUGACCCAAGAUAUUUUUUGUCAUUGACUAGUUAAACUUAAUGGCAAGAUGAAACUAAUUUAAAAUGAGCUAUGCUGGGAUUCUAGAAUCCUCAGAAAAGGUCACUGGAAGCCACAUUCACUUAAGACUAAUUUUGCAUCUGUCUGAGGGCAUCAGGCUAAAGGCCUCUUAAAAUGUUUUUACAUUUAUGUUUUUGACAGAAAUUAUAUGAUAAUUUUGUGUAAUUUAAGAUUUUUCUCUGUGUUCUUGUCUUAAUGUUGUACAUGCGUGCACACACACACACUCACACGUUCAUUGUAACUGCAUAUCUACAAAAUAUUUGAUGCAUUGGGAUUUCAAACCUGUGGGAUUUUCUAUCCAAGCAGUGAGGUGUACCAAGAAGGUUUGUAAAUGAUAAAGAAUAUUUGAAACAUAUUCAUAUAUUUUUAACCGAUAUAAAACAACAAUAUAUGCUUUUCAGACUGAUUUCAGACUGCCUAUGAUUAUUCAAAAGUAUGCUUUUGUUUGUUUGUGUCUGUUAUCUAAUAUCUGUAUAUAAUAAUUAUUAUGUAUCAUUGACUUUGUGAGUUUUUUUCUGGUCUAGAUUCUUUGGAUCUUUAGACAUGUAAAUAGCGUUGAUUUUGUCUUGUUGAAUAAUCAGAUAUGUCAUUUGUUUUGACUCUAAUUUCUUAAUGGACGAAUUUGUCUCAAAUGCGUAGUGAAGUUGUAUUUUUUUUUUUUUUUUUUUUGCUGAUUUUAAUGUUGUCUGACGUGACCUAAUUGAGAUGGGAGAUGUUUUCCCACUGUAGCCAAUUGUACAUUAGAAGCAUACACUUAUCGUACAGCCUUUGUCAGAACCACAUGCUUUUUUUUAGACUAGUUCUACUUGGAGGAAGUGCCUAUUAAUAUUGUAAUGUAAACAGCGAUGAAGAAUUGAUUUUAAUUUAACAAAAAGAAAACUGCAGCUGUUAUAUGAAGCCAUAAUUGUAUAUAAAGGUAUGAAUAUAUGAACUAAGAA